AUGGCAGGAGAUGAAGAAACCAAAAGCAAGGCCUCGCCUUCACAGAGAACCCCAGAACCUUGGGAAAACUCUAACCAUCCACUUUUUCUCCAUCAUUUAGAUCAACCCGACGCAGUCCUGGUGUCGCAACCAUUGAUGGAAGAUAACUACACAACUUGGGUCCAAUCUAUGGGAAUGGCCCUCACCAUCAAGAACAAGAAGGGGUUCAUUGAUGGAACCAUCAAGAGACCGACUGACAAUCAUGAUGAGCAGCAACAAUGGGAUCGUUGUAAUACACUCGUCAAGACUUGGCUAUUGGGAGCCAUGUCAAAGGAGAUUUCCGGCAGCGUCAUUCAUUGCAAGGACGCAAGAAGUAUGUGGCUCGAACUGCAAGAGAGAUUUUCCCACACCAACACCGUUCAAUUGUUCCACACAGAAAAUACGAUUCAUGACUGUCAGACUGUGAACAGGGUGCAAACUCAGUCAUAUCAUUCUUCACAAAACUGA
This is a messenger RNA of Rosa chinensis, 486 nucleotides long. RefSeq lists its product as uncharacterized. Lineage: Eukaryota; Viridiplantae; Streptophyta; Magnoliopsida; Rosales; Rosaceae. The coding region runs from base 1 to 486 and encodes 161 amino acids. The record is from RefSeq and is a predicted model, not a curated record. The transcript has a single exon.